This is a messenger RNA of Camponotus floridanus (Florida carpenter ant), 1565 nucleotides long. It is a transcript of the gene Vps26, whose product is annotated as vacuolar protein sorting-associated protein 26B-like. Gene Ontology annotation, cellular component: retromer complex; endosome. The transcript is spliced from 6 exons. The coding region runs from base 234 to 1358 and encodes 374 amino acids. Gene Ontology annotation, biological process: intracellular protein transport; retrograde transport, endosome to Golgi. Lineage: Eukaryota; Metazoa; Arthropoda; Insecta; Hymenoptera; Formicidae. The record is from RefSeq and is a predicted model, not a curated record.
GAGAGAGAGAGAGAGAGAGAGAGGGGGGGGCGGCCACGGUCAUAUUGGCUACUUGUGACUUUUGGGAGGAACGAGUAAAAAAUAACCCAACUUUCGUCGUCUCUGCGUCCAGGAAAAUGCUGCCCUGGAGUAACGUCCAUUGAUCCCAGCUACGCCGACCGCAUCAGCUGAUCGCGCCGGGCCACCUCAUCGCUCGCAACGAAGGCUGUGUGUCCUCUGUCUCUCCGUGGAAAAUGAGUUUCUUCGGCUUCGGCCAGUCCGCCGAUAUAGAGAUCACGUUGGACGGCGCUGAGACGCGAAAGACCGCGGACAUCAAAUCCGAGGAUGGCAAGAAAGAGCGGCACCUGCUCUACUACGACGGCGAGACCGUGUCCGGCAAGAUCAACAUCAGUUUACGGAAAGCUGGUAAAUUGGAGCAUCAGGGUGUUAAAGUAGAGUUUAUUGGACAAAUCGAGCUAUAUUAUGAUAGAGGUAACCACCAUGAGUUUACAAGCUUAGUGAAGGAAUUGGCGAGGCCAGGCGAGUUAACACACAAUACAGUGUACACAUUUGAGUUUCCAAAUGUGGAAAAACCAUUUGAGAGUUAUACUGGCUCCAAUGUGAGACUAAGAUAUUUCUUGAAAGUGACAAUUGUACGAAGACUUAGUGACAUUGUUAAAGAACUUGAAUUAGUUGUGCACACUCUUAGUUCCUAUCCAGAUAUGAAUAAUCCCAUUAAGAUGGAAGUUGGAAUUGAAGACUGUUUGCAUAUCGAAUUUGAAUAUAAUAAAAGCAAGUAUCAUUUGAAGGAUGUAAUUGUGGGUAAAAUAUAUUUUCUUUUGGUUAGAAUAAAAAUAAAACACAUGGAGAUAGCAAUCAUCAAACGAGAAACCACAGGUUCUGGUCCUCAUACGUUUACCGAAAAUGAAACUAUAGCAAAAUACGAAAUUAUGGAUGGUGCACCUGUUCGAGGAGAAUCUAUCCCUAUAAGAGUAUUCUUGGCUGGAUAUGAUCUAGCGCCUACAAUGCGCGAUAUUAAUAAAAAAUUUAGCGUUAGAUACUAUCUGAAUUUGGUUCUUAUGGACGAAGAAGAUCGGCGAUAUUUCAAGCAGCAAGAGAUUACAUUGUGGAGGAAAGGUGAGAAAAGCAGAAAAUCACAAACGGCCUCGCCACACAUGCCGUCGCAUUUAGUAUCGGCGGAAACAGGAUUCCCGCAAGGUGCUCCUCAGAAUGGUCCACCGUCAGUGCCGCCUGGUUCCGAUCAACUGCCAACGAGUAACAUCACGAACGUAGAGGAUACUCCAGCGCCAAUCGAAGGCAUGACACGAGAGGAAGGUGACGGCGAGGGAGAGAAGGAAGGUGGUCCAGAAAGUGAUUGAGCCCUUGCAUGUAGUUCUAUCCCUGGUGUCAAUUACGGCCCAGAUUAAAUGAGAAUGUUAAGUAAGGAUAAAAUGUGCAGCGCAAAGGGAUUAGCUUAAAAAAAAUUUCUCCUUUAUGCACGUUAGGAGAUAUGUUUUUAUUGAGAAAAACAGCGGGACACAUAAAGAACCUGCUAGUAAAGUUGUAAAUAUUUUGGAUACCAUAAA